Messenger RNA from Phaethon lepturus (White-tailed tropicbird), 815 nucleotides. RefSeq names its product enoyl-CoA delta isomerase 1, mitochondrial-like. Lineage: Eukaryota; Metazoa; Chordata; Aves; Phaethontiformes; Phaethontidae. Gene Ontology annotation, biological process: fatty acid beta-oxidation. The record is from RefSeq and is a predicted model, not a curated record. The transcript has 3 exons. Gene Ontology annotation, cellular component: mitochondrion. The coding region runs from base 49 to 462 and encodes 137 amino acids. Gene Ontology annotation, molecular function: enoyl-CoA hydratase activity.
AGCCCAGCGGGAGGCUGUCUCGUUGCCUUGUCGUGUGACUACAGGAUCAUGGCGGAAAACCCCAAAUUCAGCAUCGGCCUGAACGAAGCCCAGCUGGGCAUUGUGGCUCCCUUCUGGUUUAAGGACACGUUUGUGAACGUUGUGGGACACCGAAUUGCUGAACGCUCCCUCCAGCUGGGCUCCCUCCACGCUGCACCCGAGGCCCACAAGUUUGGCCUUGUGGAUGAGCUGGUGCCAGAGGAGAAGCUCCAGGAGAAGGCUGUGGCUGUUAUGGCACAGUGGCUGGCCCUUCCCGACCAUGCCCGUCAGCUCACCAAGUCCAUGAUGAGGAAGGCGGUGUUGGACCGCCUCGUAGCUCACCGGGAGGAAGACAUUCAGAACUUCAUCAGCUUCAUCUCAAAAGAGUCCAUCCAGAAGUCACUUCGCAUGUACAUGGAGAUGCUGAAGAAAAAGAAGAGCUGAGGAGCCAGCCAACCGGGGCCCGGUCCCAGGAGCUUGAGUGACCCUCGAAACGCUGCAGUAGCUGUAGACUUUCACAGUGAAGCCAUCUGCAGUGUCAGCAGUUGGUGAUGUGCUGCCUGCUCCCGUGGCCGCCCCAACCGCCCCUUCCCCGUAGUCCCCAUAGAGUGCCUGACACCACCGCUGCCUUUCCUGAGAGCGAGGAGAGCUGCAUGCUCAGCUCCCCCAAGGAACGGACAGGGAGAGGGUCUUGACGCUGCUGUGGCCCGAGCCCGCUGGUCCUUGGAUAUCCUCCCUCCUGUCCAACAGGUAAUUGUGAAAUGAGAUUUGUCAAUAAAGUCUUUGAUGAGGUAGGA